Salarias fasciatus (jewelled blenny) is the source of this 447-nucleotide messenger RNA. RefSeq names its product hemoglobin subunit beta-2-like. The coding region runs from base 1 to 405 and encodes 134 amino acids. Lineage: Eukaryota; Metazoa; Chordata; Actinopteri; Blenniiformes; Blenniidae. Gene Ontology annotation, biological process: oxygen transport; hydrogen peroxide catabolic process. Gene Ontology annotation, molecular function: organic acid binding; oxygen carrier activity; heme binding. The transcript has 3 exons. The record is from RefSeq and is a predicted model, not a curated record. Gene Ontology annotation, cellular component: blood microparticle; hemoglobin complex; haptoglobin-hemoglobin complex.
AUGGUCAAGUGGACAGACUUCGAGCGUGCAGCCAUCCAGGACAUCUUCUCCAAGAUCGACUACGGUGUCGUUGGUCCUGCUGCUCUUUCCAGGUGUCUGGUGGUCUACCCCUGGACUCAGAGGUACUUUGGCAGCUUUGGAAACCUCUACAACGCUGCUGCCAUCACAUCCAACCCAAAGGUGGCCGCCCACGGAAGAGUGGUCCUGCAGGGUCUGGAGCAGGCCGUCAGCAACAUGGACAACAUCAAGGCCGCAUUUGCAGAUCUGAGUGUGCUGCACUCCGAGAAACUGCAGGUUGACCCCGGAAACUUCAAGCUGGGAAAAGACUUCACAGCUGAAGUCCAGCAAGCGUUCCAGAAGUUCCUCAACGUGGUGGUGGCCUCCCUGCAGAAACAGUACUACUGAGGAGAACAUGCACAAGAACUCAGAUGCUCUGUUUUCUUUUGU